AAAUGGGGGCAGAGGUACCAGUCAGAUGUGUAGGUGAGGUCAGUGAGUGGCACGUGCCAGCCUGCUGUGACUUGAGGCCCUGAGCCAUGGCAUUAAUAGGCUCAUCAAGUCUGAGGUUGGAGACAAAGGCCAUGCCAAUGUGUGUGAUGGGUGGGUAGAGUGGCAUCAGCUGGCACCACCAAUGAGGCCAAAAAGAGAAAACUGGGCCUUGAACUGGUGUAGCUGGGCAAAAUAGGGGGAUGCCAUCUAACAUGGGAGUGCAGGGCCCACAUGCUGCCAGUCAGCCAGUAAAGGCACUAUAUAACAUUCAGAUGGAUGGAGGGGGAGGUGUGAAGGGUGCAAUGUUACAUGUUUACAGGGUCCUUACUGCCACCUGUGCUGAUGCAUAUGCCACCUGGUGCCAUCAUUGAUGAUGAUAUGUAGGGUGCUGCCUAAUGGACAGGUACAGUACAUAGCCUGGAAGGGCGCUCUAUAAAGUGGGUUUGGGGUCCUCCCUGUCUGUGCCCUGCAGUGAAAUUCUUACCUGGCACAUAGUAAUCAACAUGCCGCUGGCUGUGGGAGGCGCUAUAUGACAGGUGUCUGUGCCACAUUAAUGACAGACGUGUGAUGUGUAAGGCACUAUAUAAUAGGGUCCGGUGGGCAGUUCACAGGGCACUACAUAAUGGAUGAGAGGUGGCUUUGAAAGUCGAACCCUUCCCGUCACGUGUGCAGGUCCAUUGCAGUUCCUAACCUGCAAGUGCUAAUGGGUGCCUCGGUGCCACAAUAAGUGCCCUGGUCUGCCCGACCGCGAAACUUGUGUCUUCUUGACCAGUAGCCCUCACUGCCCACUCGUCUUUUUAUAUCAUACGAUGGUUAGCUGGUAGUGACUUGCCAAAUUAUUAGAAAAGUAUGGUGCCCACAUCAGGGGCAUCAUCUGCAUGGCAUUCAUAUGGGACAUCACAGUAAAACGGGGAAAAGAAAAAAGGUGCUGUGGGAGACUGGGGGCUCUGCAGGAAGACGAGUGGCUAAAACUGGCAGCACUGGUCCAUAAACUGCACGAGGGCAAUGCCAGUUCAUCACUCAAAGCAGUCAGCAAUUAUGUCAUGGCACACCAUGUCAAUGGUAACACUCUGAACAUAUGGCACAUGUGCCAGCUUGAAGGGUAGCAGCAGGCCAUUAGAAGGUGCCAGGCAGGCAGACCAGGAAGCAUGAAGGGUCUGCCAGUGAUCAAGAGUAACAAAUGGCCGUUUACAGAAUGAGGGGCAAGGUUGGGCAUUUUAUGUUCCAUUAGGGUGGCACAGACAGAACCCAAUGAAGAAUGUGUGAAGAAUGAUAAAAAUAUGCAGCCUCUUUAAAGGGGGGUCAGGCUAGGGGGCAAGAAGAUGGCAUCACGGGAGGACCAUGGAUGGCCAGAAGACAGCAGUGGUCCGGCCAGUGGGUGUGCUGCCAGGAGUGCCCGAUGCUGGCACUGACAUCUUUGGGGUGUCUGCUUCAUGGCCGUCUUGAUGGCCUCUGGCCAGUUGGUCAGAUGAUGGAUGAAGCCCACCACAUCAGAUGGCUUUGCAGAGCUUCUGGUAACAAAGACGUCAGUGGAGCGGCUUCUCUCGGCAAUGUCUUCCGUGGUGGUGCCAAUCGCACAACUGGCCAAAGGAUGAAAGGUCAGCUACGAGCACAGUGGGCCUUCACCUGGCUCUGGGCACCCAUGAGGUUCAGUGGCCCUUGCCAGGUAUGUGGGCAGCAGAUCGAGUCACUUAGACACCUGAAGGACACUGGCAGCCUGCAGGGCACUCAGGAGUGGACCAGUGGUCUCCAUCUCUGCUUCCGUUAAAGCCUGUGUGGAGCUUUGGAUUCAAGUCACAAAUCAAGAUGGCACUCCAGAGCAGGGCACACAGGCACCACAGGCACAUGUCCUCUGGGGGACAUUCAGUGUCCACAUGGCACUCUGAGUGUUAAGAUGCCCACCAAGCUUUAGGCACUAGGGGGCCAUGUAGAGCAGGUAUUUCAUUGACUGGUAGACCCUCCAUCUCUGUGGUGCCAGCGGGCAGCUUGACACAGGAAGUGACCUUGGGUUCCGCUCUCAGGCUGUGCCACCUCACCGAGUGCCCAGAAGGCUUCCUAGUAACAGAAUUCCUGGUCUGUUGUGGCACAAUCUGGGCACAAGAAUCAAGUGCCAAGUUGACAUGACCCGGUAGGAGGGUCACAUGGUGUGUCAGAAGGGGCGCUAUAUAAGAGGAGGCACUGGAUAGUUUUUUAUAGUGUCCCCUCAAGGUCGUUUGGGCCACACUCAACCUGGGGGAGCCCACCAUGAGGACUGAGCAGCACAAAGUGGCAUUGCCCCUUCAGUCAGCACAGGUUACUCCCCAGAAGGGUGCCAUCAGGUGGGCGGCAGUCCACCAUCGGUCACUUAUGCACAGAACUAGGCGGGGCCUUGAACAUGCGGCACCAAGUCACAGAAGUGCGAAUAGCAAAACAUGAAAGGUGUGCCUUCAAAGGUAUUUUAUUAAUAAUAUUAAUAUUAAUAAUCCGUCUGUGCGGGGGAGGAGAGCUAAGGCGUUUACGUGACGUCACAGAAAGCAGCCCAACAAGGCCUCUUGAUGACGUCAGAAGGUCCCCUCCCUCCCUCCCUCCCUACAGUGCGUCCUGCGCUUCUGCCACUAGGGGUCAGCUGAGAGGCAGCGCUCGUGUCCCGCGAGAACAGGCGGGCCGUUGCCAGGGUAACGCGGAGGACGCGCAUGUCCGCCGCCAGACCUGAGCCUCCAGCCGAGCCGACGGUCCGAUGUCGCGGAGCAGCACGUGGAGACGAAGCCCGAGCGACGCCGCCAGCUGGCACCAGGACGAGGCGCUGCGUGCCACCAUCUUCCUGCUGCGGGAGCUCGGGCCCACACGCUUCGUGCUGCGGGAGGAGGGAGAGAGCCGGAGCGUGACGGUGAGCCUAGGGGACCCCCACACCUGCAGCUGCCCCGUCUUCCAGCGAGAGAAGGACCUCUGCAAACACGUCUGCUGGGUUCUGCUCAAGAAGUUCCAGCUUCCCCGAGAGAACGACUAUGCCUUCCAGCUGGGCCUCGUGGAGCGGGAGAUCAGCCAGUUGCUGCUGGGGGCUCACCGAGCGAGGACCCCAAGGGUGACACCCAAGUGUUCUGAACAAAAGGCCGGAGGGGACGGCCUACUGCAGAAGAAGAUCGACCCCGAGGACGUGUGCCCCGUGUGCCAGGAGGUCCUCCUACAGAAGCGGCUGCCCGUCUCGUACUGCAGGUACGGCUGUGGGAACAGCGUCCACAUCACGUGCAUGAAGGUGUGGGCCGAGCAUCAGGCCACAGCGGACCGAGAUGCCAUGGUGAAGUGCCCGCUGUGCCGUGAAGACUUUGCCCCCUUGAAGCUUCUGCUGGAGGAAGUUCGGAAUUCAAGCAAACUGAUGAGCCGAGCAGAGAAGGAGCGACAGGACCGCCACCUGGGAAUCGUGUGCCAAGGCUGCCAGGUGUGCCCUGUGGUUGGCAAGUGCUUCAGGUGUACAGCCUGCAGCGGGUACUAUCUGUGUGAGCCCUGCUUCCAGAAGCGCUGCCACCCUCUGCACAGCUUUACCUAUCGGCUGAAGAGAAACCAGCAAUGGACACUUGUGGACGCUGACCCGGAGUGCCAAGGUCUGACCACCAGCCCACCUGAGAGUGCAGUGACGCCAGAGCAGGUGGUGCAGGCCUUGCCCCAGAUGAAGGUGGCAGCGAGCAGCAAACUCCUGGAGCCCGGGUGGCAGUGCCGAUUGUGUCUGAACGCCUUCUGUGUGGGCCAGCGUGUCCGGCGGCUGCCGUGCAACCACAAGUUUCACACAAGUUGCAUCGACCAGUGGCUGACCAGCACAUCCAGCUCGUGCCCCUUGGACGGGCAGGAGGUCUGCACACCCCCAACGUGGGCACAGCCAAACAAUGGAGAGGAGAGCCGGGCGCAGCAGGACUUAUUUGUGCCAGGCCGAGGACUACUGCUGGGCAGCCCAGCAGGUGGUCAGCGGGCCUCAAAACGGCUUGUAAAGCCCAGGGAGAUGGCAGGGCAGCACCAUGCAGGACAGGAGGGACUGUGCCAGGGGCUCCGAGGCGUGGCGCUGUGUGUCGAAGUGCUGCCCCCGGGCAGGAGGCACAGCAGGGAGUGCAGGCAGUGAGGUGACCAGUGACAGGCGGGCAUCUCCGCUAAGUCCCCUCCGAAGCCAGUCAGCCCACCCCGUUGACCCCGGACAGAUGCAAUGGCAGGCAGUAGCCACUAGGGGUGCCU
Polypterus senegalus (gray bichir) is the source of this 4236-nucleotide messenger RNA. It is a transcript of the gene zswim2, whose product is annotated as zinc finger, SWIM-type containing 2. The record is from RefSeq and is a predicted model, not a curated record. The transcript is spliced from 9 exons. Gene Ontology annotation, molecular function: zinc ion binding; ubiquitin protein ligase activity. Bases 2756 to 4126 code for a protein of 456 amino acids. NCBI's taxonomy places the organism in Eukaryota, Metazoa, Chordata, Cladistia, Polypteriformes, Polypteridae.